Molecule: messenger RNA, 1719 nt
Organism: Penicillium cataractarum
Lineage: Eukaryota; Fungi; Ascomycota; Eurotiomycetes; Eurotiales; Aspergillaceae
Product: gamma-glutamyltransferase family protein
Exons: 7
Coding region: 1-1719 (572 amino acids)
Biological process (GO): glutathione catabolic process
Cellular component (GO): plasma membrane
Molecular function (GO): glutathione gamma-glutamate hydrolase
Source: RefSeq, a predicted model, not a curated record
AUGAGGGGACUCAGCCUUGCCUUGAUAUACUCCAACUUUAUACCCUUUGCACUGGGAUAUACCUUUGCCCAAAAUCUUACUGCCCAGGGAGUGAAAGGUGCUGUUUCCUGUGAGAACAAAAUAUGCAGUCAGGCCGGGGCCUCCAUGUUACAACAAGGUGGAAAUGCUGCAGAUGCUAUGGUUGCUACAGUUCUUUGCGUGGGGGUUACUGGAAUGUAUAACAGCGGCAUAUCUGGAGGGGGGUUUGCCCUCAUUCGACUUCCAAACAAUACAUACGAAAUGGUUGACUUCCGUGAGAGAGCACCAGGCUCUGCAAGCGAGACGAUGUUUGUAAACGACAAGAAUGCCUCCCAAGUUGGUGGAAGAGCUAUUGCGGUACCUGGGCAGCUCCGUGGGCUCGAGUCUAUUCGGAAAAGAUAUGGCAAGCUAAGUUGGCAGGCCGUCAUCAAGCCGGCCAUUGAGGUGGCUGAGGUCGGAUUUCUUUUCGGGCACGACAUGGAGUGGAUGGUGAACUGGACCUUGAAAAACGCUCCAUUGUUGAACUCCUCUCAGCCAAACCUUUUCCUUCAGGAUCCUGCCUGGCGGCCGGACUUUGCUCCUAACGGCAAACCUCUUAAACGGGGAGAUAUCAUGACCCGGAAAAGAUACGCAGAAGCACUACGAAACAUUUCGAAGAACGGCGCCGAGGAUUUUUACACUGGCUCAACCGCCAGAAGUAUGCUACAGGCAAUCAGAAACCAUGGUGGUAAUAUGACGGAGAGGGAUCUGAUGAGUUACUCCGUUGUCCGUCGGACACCACGACAGGUCCAAUAUCGGAAUUACACCUUGACCAGUACAGUUGCUCCUAGUAGCGGAUCAGUUCUACUCAACAUUCUUGGUGUUUUGAACAAUUACGAUGACUUCUUCACAAAUAUAUCAACGAGAGGAUUAGACACUCACCGGAUGGUCGAGGCCAUCAAGUUUGGAUAUGCUUAUAGAAACUCUUUUGGCGACCCAGCAUUUGUUCCAAAUAUUACCAAUCUGGAGAGCACGAUGUUGUCUCAAGCACGAAUUCAAAGGAUCUGGCGUAACAUUGAUGAUAAUAGUGUUCAUACGAAUGUCAGCUUCUACGAUCCUGACCACAAGUGGACACCGGAAUCGUUCGGUACGUCACAUAUGGUGGCAGCCGAUAAGGAUGGCUUGGUUUUGUCCCUCACCACAACGACGAAUCUUCCCUUCGGUAGCCACGUCAUGGUUCCUGAAACCGGCAUUGUUUUGAAUUCUCAGAUGGAUGACUUCUCUACUCCUAACACCACUAACGCAUUCGGCUAUCCCGCUAAUCCAAACAAUUUUAUCAAACCUGGAAAACGCCCACUGUCGUCUAUUUCACCUGUAAUUGCAACUCGCGAUGAUGACAGCUUUGCAUUUGCUACAGGGGCCGCUGGAGGUAGCCACAUCCCUACAACGACUUUGCAGACCUUGAUCCAUGCUUUGGAUGAACAUCUGUCACCAAAUAUAUCCCUAGCCCGCCCACGGCUCCACCAUCAGCUGUUCCCAAACUAUAUUGAAAUACCUGACACCUAUAACAACGCCACUGUUGCGUUCUUGAAGGGCCGCAAGCACGAAAUCAAGAGAGUGGCUGAGUGGAGUUACGCUCAGGCAAUCUUCCGGUCUCAGCAAGGUCUGUUUAUAGCUGCAUCAGAACCGAGACAGCUUGAGUCAGGGGCCUUUGCGGUCUAG